Schistosoma spindalis is the source of this 2194-nucleotide messenger RNA. NCBI's taxonomy places the organism in Eukaryota, Metazoa, Platyhelminthes, Trematoda, Strigeidida, Schistosomatidae. The record is from the annotation of a GenBank genome assembly.
CAAGAAGAAGCGUUCAGAAGGAAAACUUUUGGUUUGCUCAAGCUCGUGAGAAAAUUAUUGGGCGUAGAUUGGUGACGCUAAAGUUACCGUGGGUGUUUUAAAAUGAUACUGAGAUAUCGCUUUUUCGGUGUUUUUUGCAAUCACGGUAGAAAGCUAAGUCAUUACACGCCCUCUGGAUAUUCACAAGUUAUAUCAACUGCUGAAGUCAAGAAGUUUUGUAUUCAGUGCUUAGAAAAAGUUGGAGCACAAUCAAAACAUGCAAAAGCACUCAGCGAUGUCCUAGUUGCUGGCGAUUAUCGUGGUCAUUAUAGUCAUGGGCUGAAUAGACUAGAAAUGUACGUACAGGAUAUUCAGAAAGGUGUAUGCUCAAUAGAUUUAGAACCCAUAAUUGUGAAAGAAACAGUGUCCACUGCACUUGUAGACGGAAAAAAUGUUUUAGGUCCAGUUGUAGGAAAUUUUGCGAUGGAGACAGCAAUCGAAAAGGCCGAUAAAACGGGGAUCGCUUUCGUUGCGGCAUUCGGUUCUAAUCAUUUUGGUAUUGCUGGAUGGUACAGUCUCAUGGCUCUACAACAAGGGCUCAUCGGUCUUGCGUUUACGAACACUUCUCCCUUGGUAUUUCCUACACGAGCACGAAAGUUAGCUGUUGGAACAAAUCCAAUCACGUUGGCAGCACCUGGUAAAGUUCCUGAGGAUCAUUUUGUUUUAGAUAUGGCUACAAGUGCAGUAGCAUUGGGUAAAAUUGAAAUGAGUCGAAGAAGAGGUAUUGAAAUACCCAAAGGAUGGGGUGCUGAUACUGAUGGAAAAACAUCAGUUGAUCCAAAUUUAGUUGUUACAAAAGGUGGAUUAAUGCCACUUGGUGGCGAAGAAGAAAAUAGUGGUUAUAAAGGAUAUGGUUUAGGGAUGCUUGUUGAAAUAUUAUGCGGCAUCAUUGCAGAUGCUGCAUUUGGACCAAAUAUUCGUCGAUGGUUGUCAACUGAUAGACCGGCUAAUCUGGGUCAAUCAUUCCUAGCCAUCGAUCCCAAAGCGUUUGCUCCAGGAUUUGAACAACGAUUAUCAGAAUAUGUCAAUAUUAUGCGUAAUUUACCACCGGAAGGGGUUGGCAAAGCAACGGCGUCAUUCAUACAAGUGAAAAAACAUAUGGAACUCAAAACAACUGUCAGCAAACAUCAAAGUCUGAAUUUUCCAUAUGAACGUCAAGAUAGUUUUACUGUACGGAGCUGAAAAUUGGAGAACUACGACAAUCAUCGUUAAAAAGUGCAGGUAUUUAUAAACAGCCAUCUACGCACAAUACUCAAUAUUUAUUAGACGGACAUCGCCAGCAACAACUUACAAUGGCAGAGAACAAACCAAGUUUCAGCUAAAGAAUAAAUUAGGAAAAGACGAUGGAGAUCGGUAGGAUAUACACUGCGGAAUUUAAACUGCAUCACGAACCAAGCCCUAACUUAGGAUCCUGGAGGUAAAAGGAAAAGAGGAAGACCAAAGAACACAUUGCUCAGAGAAUUGGAGACAGACAUCAAAGGCAUGAAUAGCGCUUGGAAAUAUCAGAAAAGGAGAGCUCAAGACAGAGUUGGUUAGUGAAUUCUGAUGGGCGGCCUAUGCUCCAGUAAGGGUAACAGGCGUAAGUUGAUAGUCAGAAACCUGUGGUAGUUCCUGGAGAUUUUGAAAGAGAGCAUAUGGCAGAAUGCGAUGAGCUUGGUGGUAUCCCAUAUCCUCCAGUAUUGAUUGAAAGUUUAAAUCGUUUAGCUGAUCAAUUAAAAGUUGAUAAAAUGAAGAUUAUCAAAAUUUUAUAAACAUAAAUUACAUUUUAUAUUAAUCAGUUGACAAACUAUAGAAAUUCAAUUAAUUUUCAAUAUAGAACUUUACCUUCAACAACAACAACAAUAACAACAAAAACUGAAUACGAAUAAUACUAAUAUACUUUAUCGUAUGAAACGCUCUAUAGUGUUUGCUUUGUUUGCUUUGUUUGUUUGUUUAACUUAUUCCUGUACAAAAAAUAAUUUAACAAUUCAGGUGAUAGAUAUUGUCUUAUUUCAAUGAUUUCACUUGGAUAGAUUUAAUUUAUGAUAAUAUUGGUACAAUUUGUUUUUUUUUCUACAUUGAUCUGUGUUUCACAAUAUUUUCUUUUGUGAUUAUAGAAUGUAGUAAAACAGACUUUGAUUAGAAAUCUGAUGAUAUACUUAUUAUAACUUGUGAC